GGAAAUCCCAGAGAUGGAUUGUUGGAAUGAAAUGCGCGCUCUCAACCUGGAUGGAAGGAUCCUGCUAACCUAAUUCCGGAGAGUAUUAGGCGCAGAUUGGCAGGAGCCAAGGCUUGGGAACCCUCUCUGCUAGCUUGUCAUUCUUAGCCCCAGUCUGUCCACCCAAGGUUGCUAUUAAUAACUCAAUUACCAUUUGGCCAAAAUUGCAAAAGAAAUUCAUCAAAUUACAGACGAUAGGUUCACUACUGCUUUUUCAAAAUGACUAAUAUCAUCUCAGAUCCUCCCAGGGAUGGAGGCGAGGAGAUACCUAUAUAGAGAGAACAAACUUAGCCCAGGCGGCAAAGCAGAUUUCAACCACAGGGCAAGAGCGGGCCACCAAAGCACUGUUCCCUCUUCACCAUGAAGACUUGGCUCCUGAGUCGUGCAUCAAACAGUCAGUACAGCACCAUCUCCCCCACAGACACCCAUUCCCCUCAGCAACCUCCCGCAAGGAAAACCAGCAAUGCCAGACUUUACCUGGCCGUCUUCACUGUCACCCUGGGGAACUUCAGCUUUGGCUACUCAAUAGUUUACUCCUCUCCUGCUCUCAAACAGCUAAAUGAAACUUCCAACCCACGCCUUCAUUUGGAUGAUACCAACAAGUCUUGGUUUGCGUCAUCAUACACUCUGGGGGCAGCAUUCGGGGGUUUCAUGGCCAUUUUGCUGAAUAACUGCCUGGGCCGUAAGACGAUCAUCCUGGUGUCCAUUGUGCCCUGUGUUGCCGGCUUCGCCUUAAUGGCCGCUGCUCAAGCCAUCUGGAUGCUUGACUUUGGACGUACAUUAACAGGAAUAGCUGGAGGCAUCUCUGUGGCUUCCAUACCGAUGUAUGUAUCUGAGAUAUCUACCGUGGAGGUGAGGGGAAAGUUGGGAGCUGGUGCUCAGAUCAUGACUGUCAUUGGAUCUUUUUUGCUGUACCUGCUCGAUCUGAGGCUGUCGUGGCGUUGGCUGGCUGGGUUGGGUUUGAUCGCCCCCGUGGUCAUGUUCGUUCUCCUCCUCUUCAUGCCCGAGUCUCCGCGCUAUUUGAUCUCUGCAAACCAGAAUGAGAAGGCCAUCCGCGCGCUGGUCUGGCUCCGAGGACCGGACGCUGAUUGCAGGAGGGAGUUCGCGGAUAUCAGAGACGCUGCCAGGGAAAACAUGAAGAGAGUCUCGUGCGCGGAUCUGAAGCAGCCCGGCAUCUACAAGCCGGUGCUGAUGGUGGUGAUCAUGUGGGCGCUGCAGCAGCUGAGUGGCAUCACCGUCAUUCUCUUGUACAUGGAAUUAAUCUUCAGCCAAACCCAGGUGGUGCUGGUGAGUUCACACCAGACGCGUUACACAGCCAGGGACAGGCGCUACAUAUUAUUAUCUCUUCGACUGCGCUUUUGCCCACAGAGCGGGAACGCCGACAGUCCCAUCGUGGGUGUUGUGCGUUUGUUGGCUGUCCUGGUCACAUCCUGGCUCCUGGACAGAACCGGGCGCCGCAAACUACUCUUCGCCUCAGGCCAAGCAAUGGAUAACGUGACAGUCACCUGUUUGGCUGGUCCCCAGGUGACACCAGCAGGCCUGACCCUCAUCCCCCUCCUCAGUAUCAUCAUCAUGGUUUUCGGUUACUCCCUGGGCUGGGGGCCCAUCACCUGGCUGAUGACUUCAGAGUUGCUCCCAAUUCGGGUCCGGGGGCAGGUGUCUGGCCUCUGUGUCCUGUUCAGCUGGAUCCUCUCCUUCCUGAUCGCAAACCAGUUCCUGGCAGCGCAGCAUCACCUGGGUUGUUCCGUCCCCUUCUUCUUCUUUGCUGCCAUCUCCCUGCUCAGCCUGGUGUUCACAGCGCUGUUCAUCCCCGAGACCAUGGGCUUGACCCUGGAGGAGAUCGAGGAAUACUUUCAGCCAAUAUCAACAACAAGACAAGCAUGAGACACUCAUCUCAGAGCAGCAACGCAGCUGCUGAACUGUACUGUCCAGACGGACUCCCACACAGCACAGGCUAGAUACAGAGUAAAGCUCCUGCUACGGUGUCUGUCCACACUCGCAGCUCAAUGACAGCACGGGUUAGAGACAGAGUAAAGCUCCCUCUACGGUGUCCGUCCAGC
This is a messenger RNA of Callorhinchus milii (elephant shark), 2099 nucleotides long. Its product is annotated as solute carrier family 2, facilitated glucose transporter member 6. The coding region runs from base 400 to 1923 and encodes 507 amino acids. Gene Ontology annotation, biological process: transmembrane transport. The record is from RefSeq and is a predicted model, not a curated record. The transcript is spliced from 10 exons. NCBI's taxonomy places the organism in Eukaryota, Metazoa, Chordata, Chondrichthyes, Chimaeriformes, Callorhinchidae. Gene Ontology annotation, cellular component: membrane. Gene Ontology annotation, molecular function: transmembrane transporter activity.